AUGGUUUUGGUCCAUCGGUUUGGGGCCUUGUCGGCCAUCACCCUAACUUGGCUCACAAGAGCGCAAGCUUCUCUCUCUGAAGCGCAUUGGUCCUACUGUAAACCGAAAACAGUUACCGAAACUUGUUACGAAACGAUUACGAAGACGGCUACGGAGACGACUACAGAGAUUUGCUACGAAACAGAAACUACUACAGUCUACGAUGUUACUACCGUAUUCGAUACUGUUAGUUAUAGUUACACGGUGACGGAUACAGUAACGGAUACAGUAACGGACACAGAGACGGAAACAGAGACAGAUACAGAGACCGUUACCAACUCGAGAACUAUUACUGCCUAUGUUACGCGCUUUAAUAACCAGACUAUCAUCUCCUUGACUACUACUACCGACGAGGAGACGACGACCGCUACACUUACUGAUAUAGAGACCACCACGACAACUUAUAUAUCUCUCGUACCUACUGUUACUACGGCUACCCUCACCUUCACAACUGAGAUCCCAACUACGGUCAUAUCCGACAGAACAUUGACUACGACUGAAUACAGCACGUCAACCUACACAAGUAUCUCGAUUUAUACAACAAGCAUUCUAUCGACACUUACAGACACCCUAACGACAACUGCUGUGUCCGUUUCAGCUUCAGCAACUACAGACACUGCUACCGUGACUGCGACAGAAGAGACUACAUCGUAUGUUACAGUGAUAUCUACUACUACGUUCCUCACCGUUUCGGAGAUCUCAGUUACCGAUUCGGUGGUAAGUACUACAACUUUCAUUACGACGCAAUUUAUUACUACUAUAGUACCGGAGUAUAUUACCACUACAGUACCUCCAACUACAGUCACUUCGUCCGUCUGUCCCGCAGCGACCAACUCUCCGAGCUUCAAUGUACCUGUUUAUAACGCCUCAGCCGAUUUAACUUGGGGAUGUCCACCUGGAACCGUCUGUUCUCCUCCAAAACCGAAUGGGUGUAGUAUCUGGCCUGAUCUUCCAGAUCAAGCAUACGUCUGUGAGAGUCAGAGCUAUUGUAUACCAGCACCAGUUUAUACCCCCGUUCAAUGGUGUGAUAAUGAAACAGGGUACUAUCCUCUUACGGACGGCUACUUUGACCUUGCACCGCCGGCUUUUGGGUUAAGCUAUGGUGUAUUUGAUCCCCCUAAGCUCGAAUUACUUACAGAGACCAUCUCGGGUGUGACCACCACUAUCUGGACCUCUACAGGCGACUAUGAAUCACAGACGAGUAUUACGGCAUAUCCACCCUCAAGCACACCAGAGCCGGGCUAUCCAAGAGCGAUAGUGAGGAGAUUCCUACCUUUUAGUAAACGCGAUGAGACGUUACCAACGACGUGCUACGCCAUUUGCAAUAACGCUGUUAUAGCGGCCCAAAGUGUUGGAAAGAUACCCCAGCUUUGCGCAUCAGGCUCUGUAUUCAUGACAUACCGUCAAGCCUGCCAAACAUGCAUUGAACAUAACGGGGGGACGUGGAAAGCCGGUACUAAGAACUACGCAGAUGACUCAAUGACUCAAUGGCUCAAUUACUGCGAUGCAAACAGCCCUAGUUCAGUCUCUCCGAGCCAGAGUGCCCCUGAGGGAGAGGUCACAACUACUCCUGGACUGUCUACAGGCAGUGGAGCUUCGCCAGGCACGACUGGUGUAGUUUCAAACACACCAACUUUCUCGACCACGCCCUCUUCUACGGCCGAAUCCUCCUCUUCAACAUCCGAAAGUACGUCUUCUUUCAGCUCUUCAGAAGACACGUCUUCGUCUUCUUCUACUUCUAGCUCCUCUAGGAGCGCGUCUCUUAGUCUAAGCUUGUCGAGGAGCACUUCUUCUUCUUCUUCUUCUAGCUCUUCAGAAACAACUGUUCCUACCAGCUCUUCCGAGAGCACAGCUUCUUCUACUUUCAGUCCAACCGAAGGUAUAUCUUCUUCUAGUUCUUUGGAAAGCACAUCUUCUGGCUUUUCAGAGAGCACUUUCUCUUCUCUCAGCUCUUCAGAAAUCGUCACUUCGUCAUCUUCGGGAGCUAGCACCUCUACUGGGACGUCGAGUACGAUAAGCACCGACAGCAGCAAUGGAGAAUCUAACUCGACCCCAGAACCUGCUUCUACUUCGUCAGCGAGUAGCAGCAUCACGCCUACAAUAACGCCUACUGUAACAUCGCCUGCUACAGUACCGAGCAGCACAACAGCACCGAAUACGGUUUCCACAGCCGGGGCGCCCGCUGUUUUAAACGGCGGAGCUACGUCUAAUUCCAUCAUCGCCCUUAUAUUAUUAUUCAUCCUCUGA
This is a messenger RNA of Daldinia childiae, 2286 nucleotides long. RefSeq lists its product as uncharacterized. The record is from RefSeq and is a predicted model, not a curated record. The coding region runs from base 1 to 2286 and encodes 761 amino acids. Lineage: Eukaryota; Fungi; Ascomycota; Sordariomycetes; Xylariales; Hypoxylaceae. The transcript is spliced from 2 exons.